Messenger RNA from Ostreobium quekettii, 1485 nucleotides. The record is from the annotation of a GenBank genome assembly. Lineage: Eukaryota; Viridiplantae; Chlorophyta; Ulvophyceae; Bryopsidales; Ostreobiaceae.
AUGCGAAAUCCAAUCCGGAGAAAAAGUGUCAAUUCGGACAAAACUUCCAGCGUGCAGCUCUUUCUUGCGGCGCUCUACAGGCGAACUGAACGCUCAAACCCUCCAUCCCACCAACACCGCCCACCCCCCUUCCCCCCUUCCCAGCCUCGGCAACCUACCCCAAAGUUGUGCUCGAGCGUCCACCCGUCCAUCCAGGCUCUGAACGGCUGCAACGGUCGGAAGGCAGCCCUGUACCCCUGUCGGAAGGUGAAUCCAGCCUCGUGGGGAAAGAUGUCGGAGGGUGCGCUACCUAAUCAGGGCUCCACCCACGCCCUGACCGCGCCCCAAGGUCCCAGCGAUGGCAUGCCGGCGCCCCACGGCGCCGGCCUCUACGCCAUGGGCGGUCCCCACGUGGCCCGAGAACGCAGCUCUCCACCCCGCCAGUCCUCGAUGGCCUCGCCCCCCGGCACACCUGACCAGUCUGCUGGCCAUCGUUGUGCGGACUCCCCCGCGUACACAGUGGCACCUGGGCACCAGGGCACCUUGGCAUACUCGCCUUACCAGGAGAUCGAGGAGCUGCGAAAUAAGAUCCGAUUGAUGGACAAAGAGCACUUUGAGAAGGAGCUGGAGGCGCGGAGGCAGGUGCGGGAACAGGUACACCAGGAAGGGAUCAAGAUCGCCGAGGAAUACCAAGGCGAGAUCAACCGGCUGAAGCAAGAGCUGCAGCAGAAAGAUGUGAAUGGUGCCAAGGUCGCCAGUCAACACAAGCAGGAACUCAGGGAGAGGGAUGCCAAAAUUGCCACCUACAAGAAAACCAUUGAAGACUUGAAGAAGCAAGCAGCAGAAAUGCAGGAGCACAUUGCAGCUCUGAGGGAGAGGCAGCGGAAGGGGAAUGACGGUCAGCUGAGGUCACAAAGCACAAUGGCAGCAGAGGAAGAGAUCGAACAGCUGCGCAAAAGGAUACGUGAAUGGGACAGAGAACGAUUCGACAAGGAGAUGGAGGCACAGAGGCAAAUGCAAGAAGCACUGCGCCACAAAGGGGUCACGAUAGCAGAGCUUACCAGUGAUCAUGAUGCGAAGCUGAGAAAAGUGGGGGAGGAAUUCAGGGAUGAGAUGAGCCAACUCAGACAUGCCACUGAUGGCCUCCAACAGAAUGAGAUAGAAAUCAGAAACGUUGUCAAACAGCUGCAGCAGGAUGUCAGGGAGCAGGAUGCCAAAUUUGCAGCUCAUAAGAACAGCAUGGAUGAGAUGAAAUUGCAGGUGGCGGGUACCCUAGUGGAAAUGAAGGAGAUGAGAGAGAAGCUGCAGAAGGCGAGCGAUGACAAAGGCACACAUGGCGCAAAUUUUCCGUGGGAUCCCAAUAUGUGGGCAGCCAAUUUCAUUCCUCCACCAUAUGUGCCUUCAGCGUCUGCUUCAAAUGGUCAAGGGUGGGCAGGUGCAUCGGACAGUAGACCUGGGGCAUCUGCCUCACAUGGUCGUAAGCGGGACGAAUGCAAACAACAGUAG